CAAAGGAACUUCCGGCUAAAAAUCUCUUGCACGUUAGUGGGACUGUAAAAUGUUAUCAAAAACUUCUUUAGGAAUAGCAGCUGCCGGCGCUGGUAUAUGUUUCGUCGGAUAUUGCAUAUAUUUUGACAAAAAGAGGAGGAGUGAUCCAGAGUUUAGGCAGAAACUUAAAGAUAGAAGGAAAAAAGCAGCAAAUAAGCAAACAUCUAGGGGAGGAUCUGCAGGAACAACAAAGUUUCCAGAUCCCAAUAACCAGGAGGCUUGUCAACAAUACUUUAUGCAGGAAAUCCAGCUUGGUGAAAUUUUACUGUCAAAUGGACAAAUUGAAGAAGGUGUAGAUCAUCUGGCCAAUGCUGUUGUGAUAUGUGGACAAGGUCAACAUUUAAUGCAGGUGUUUUCUCAGACGUUACCUCCAGAAGUUGUCAACCUUCUUUCCUUGAGAAUACCUAUUGUUAGACAGAGAUUACAAGAUCAGUUUGGCAGCAAAGUUGAAAAGCAACCCGAAGGACCUAAAAUACAACAGUUAGCAGAAGACGAUGUUGAGUAGCCGUUGCAUUAUGGGAUAUUACUGUGUAAAUAAUGUACAGCAGAUAAAAGAUCAUCUUCAAUACACCAGAACAUAUACAUUACAUCUGUUGACAAGGAGUUUGAUUUACUGUAAAACACUUCAAAUUCACUUUUUAUGUGAACUUUAUUUCGCGAAUUUGCUCGGAUUGGUCCUAUUUUAAAUAUAAGUGAAAUGAAAUUUUAUAGAGAUAUACCCAGUACAUGUCCAGAUGCACCUGUUAAACUUAUAUCUGUAUUUGUGACCAAUGUAACAUGUGAAUAUUAGCAAAAAUAUAUAAAUUUUUCUAGUAAUAUGUGUUUAACAGUAUUUCAUGUCUAAUGUCACAUUUUUCAUUUUCGACAUGUUAAAAUGAUUAAGAUAAAAGUUGGUGUUAAUGGUCCACUGGUAGGAUUACUUAUUAUCUGCAACACUUUCAUGAAGGAAUGUCAGGGAAAUGUUGAGAAGACAAGAAAAUUACUGUCCUGUUCUUGGCAUGUUAGUUUUGAACAAAGUUUUAAAGAUUAGAUACUGUAAAUUUGAUAUUAUUAAUAUUCACUUUGUUUAGCUGAUUGAUCAUUUAUGUUAUUUUUGGCACUGUUUAGUAUGUUUGUCUUGCUGUCAAUCAAAUUCUGUUAUCCAUAUUUUAGUUAAUAUUCAUGAUCAUUCAAAAUUUGCAGUUUGUGUAGGAUGUGAAUAUUCACAUAAAUGAAAACUGAUAUAAGUAUUAUUUACAGUGUGCAUUAUAUUGUCUUAACAACAUAUAUGUAUGUACUAUUAACAUUUGAACAUCAAAAUCAUCACUGCAGCGGAAAAAAGUGGAUAGCUGCAUUUAUCAAAGGAAGCAGUUAAACAUGUUUUGCACUGAAAAAAAGAUGUGUCAUGCAAUAUAAGAUGGAACGGAAAGAAAAAGGUUUACUUUAGCUCUGCAUUAUUGUUAGACUUUGUUGAGAAGUGGCAAAAGUAGAGAAGAAAUGUAUUGUGAAAAAUGAAAUUAUCACAAUAGUAAUUUUUGAUAAUAGUUUAGAUUUUAUGCUAUGGUUGCUGAACUGGGACCAGAUUGGAAAAUGUUAGGUGGCAGAAUGUCAGUGAAUAAGGGAACGUGUAGGCUAUAGUAAUCUAAGGUAUUAUUUGAUGUAUGAAUAUAUGGUCAAGGCAUUAAGAUUUUUAGGCAUUUUCUCUUUCAUUCCAACAUAAACAAUUUGUUCUUUUCGAAAAUAACAAAUAUACUUUGAUGGAAUUCAAAAGAGCCAAGAGAAAUUAAUUUAAGUAGAAAAUGAAGUUUGAUGUCUAAAUUCUGAUUAGGCACAGAUGUUUCACCAUAUUAAUAACUCAUCAUUUCAUAGUAACUUGCCAAAGCUACAUUAACCCAGUUGUUUUAUAUAGAACGAUAUAAUGAUUUAAAAAGAUGAUAUAAAAUUUUUCUUAGAUUUUAUAUUGUUAAAUGUAGAUGAUGCGUCAGAUGUGAUAUUCUUAUAAAUGAAAAAACUGAA
Mercenaria mercenaria is the source of this 2034-nucleotide messenger RNA. RefSeq names its product mitochondrial import receptor subunit TOM20 homolog. NCBI's taxonomy places the organism in Eukaryota, Metazoa, Mollusca, Bivalvia, Venerida, Veneridae. Gene Ontology annotation, molecular function: transmembrane protein transporter activity. Gene Ontology annotation, biological process: protein targeting; tRNA import into mitochondrion; protein import into mitochondrial matrix. The coding region runs from base 50 to 544 and encodes 164 amino acids. The record is from RefSeq and is a predicted model, not a curated record. The transcript has 5 exons. Gene Ontology annotation, cellular component: mitochondrial outer membrane translocase complex; mitochondrial outer membrane.